GAGGGCGGUCCGAGCGCGGGGGAGCGGGAGGGGACUCGAGUGGGGGAUUCGAGGGACGCUGCAGCCCCACCCCCGACCCCUCCUCUCCUCCUCUUCAGAACCCAAGGAGCCGGGAAGCAUGGUCCAAACCCUGCUUCUCCGGCACCAUGACGCUCGCCCGCUUGGUGGUGGCUCUGGUUUUAGGGGCGCUCCCCGAAGUGAUGGGCUUUGAUCUAGUCGUCAGUUAUCCCGUCCACCACCGCUAUCGCCAUUCGCCCCCUCGACGUCCCCGGCACCCUUACUAUCUUCCCACCCAGCAGCGGCAACAGAGGACGCCGCCGCCGCCCCCUCUCCCGCGCGUCCCGCGCCUCCCGCCCGUGCUGCAUGCCCAGCGCCCGCACGCCCUCCACGCCGGGCGCACGCCGGGGCCGCACCAUCAGGACUGCCCCGCCGGCGAGCCCUGGGUCAACGUGACGGACUUCGGCGCCCCUUGUCUGCGCUGGGCAGAGGUGCCACCCUUCCUCGAGCGGUCGCCCCCGGCGAGCUGGGCUCAGCUGCGAGGGCAGCGCCACAACUUCUGCCGGAGCCCGGACGGCGCGGGCAGACCCUGGUGCUUCUACGGGCACGCCCACGGCAAGGUGGACUGGGGCUACUGCGACUGCAGACACGGUGAGUGGUCCAGGGCCAGCGGCGGCAGCUCGGGACUGGCGGGGAGCCAGCCUGGCUCGCCUAGGGCACGUAAUCUGUGUCUGAUUUCCCACGGUGCAGGCCCAGCGUUCCCCGUCAUACGCCUCGUGGGUGGGAGCAGCGCGCGGGAAGGCCGCGUGGAGCUCUACCAUGCUGGUCAGUGGGGGACUGUCUGUGACGACCAGUGGGAUGAAGCGGACGCAGAAGUGGUCUGCAGGCAGCUGGGCCUGAGUGGCAUUGCCAAAGCAUGGAAUCAGGCGUAUUUUGGGGAAGGCUCUGGUCCAAUACUGUUGGAUGAGGUACGCUGCACUGGGAAUGAGCUUUCUAUUGAACAAUGUCCAAAGAGUUCCUGGGGAGAGCAUAACUGUGACCAUAAAGAAGAUGCUGGAGUGUCCUGUACCCCUCUAACAGAUGGGGUCAUCAGACUUGGAGGUGGUAAAGGCAGCUACGAGGGUCGCCUGGAGGUAUAUUACCGGGGACAGUGGGGGUCUGUCUGUGAUGACGGCUGGACUGAGCUGAAUACAUAUGUGGUUUGCCGACAGCUGGGAUUUAAAUAUGGCAAACAAGCCGCUGCAAACCGCUUUGAAGAAAGCACAGGGCCCAUAUGGUUGGAUGACGUCAGCUGCUCGGGAAAGGAAUCCAGUUUCGUUCAGUGUUCCUGGAGGCAGUGGGGAAGGCAUGACUGCAGCCAUCGGGAAGAUGUUGGUAUCACCUGCUACCCUGGUGGUAAUGGACACAGACUAUCUCUGGGUUUUCCUAUCAGACUGAUGGAUGGAGAAAAUAAGAAAGAAGGACGAGUGGAGGUUUUCAUCAAUGGCCAGUGGGGAACCAUUUGUGAUGAUGGGUGGACUGAUAAGGAUGCAACUGUGAUCUGUCGUCAGCUUGGCUACAAGGGCCCUGCCAGAGCAAGAACCAUGGCUUAUUUUGGGGAAGGAAAAGGACCCAUCCAUGUGGACAAUGUGAAGUGCACAGGAAACGAGAGGUCCCUGGCUGACUGUAUCAAACAAGAUAUUGGAAGACAUAACUGCCGCCACAGCGAAGACGCAGGAGUCAUUUGUGAUUAUUUCAGCAAGAAGGCAGCAGGUGACAGUAAUAGAGAAUCCCUCUCUGCUGUUUGUGGCGUGAGAUUACUGCACCGUCGGCAGAAGCGGAUCAUUGGAGGAAAAAAUUCUUUAAGGGGCGGUUGGCCUUGGCAAGUGUCCCUCAGGCUAAAGUCAUCCCAUGGAGAUGGCAGGCUCCUUUGUGGGGCCACCCUCCUGAGUAGCUGCUGGGUCCUUACAGCGGCACACUGCUUCAAGAGGUAUGGUAACAGCACAAGGAGCUAUGCUGUUCGGGUUGGGGAUUAUCAUACUUUGGUGCCAGAAGAAUUUGAAGAAGAAAUUGGAGUUCAGCACAUUGUGAUUCAUCGGGGGUAUCGACCUGACAGCAGUGACUAUGACAUCGCCCUGGUUCGAUUAGAAGGACCAGAAGAGCAGUGUGUUAGAUUUAGCAGCCAUGUUUUGCCGGCCUGUUUGCCACUCUGGAGAGAGAGGCCACAGAAAACCGCUUCCAACUGUUACAUAACAGGAUGGGGAGACACAGGACGAGCCUAUUCAAGAACUCUACAACAAGCAGCCAUUCCCCUACUUCCCAAGAGGUUCUGUGAAGAACGUUAUAAGGGUCGGUUUACACGAAGGAUGCUCUGUGCUGGAAAUCUACAUGAACACAAACGUGUUGACAGCUGCCAGGGAGACAGCGGAGGACCACUCAUGUGUGUUCGGUCAGGAGAGAGCUGGGUUGUGUAUGGGGUGACUUCCUGGGGGUAUGGCUGUGGAGCCAAGGAUUCACCUGGUGUCUAUACCAAAGUCUCAGCCUUUGUACCCUGGAUAAAAAGUGUCACCAAAUUAUAAUCCUACGGCAACCUGAAGAGAAAAUAUGUUGGAAAAAUUUCCAACCUCUACAUCCGCACUCAGCCAGAGAUGCCAACGUAUGGGGAUGAGAGCCAUGUUCCUGCUUUUGUGUUGUGUUUAAAUUACGUACACCAUUGCUGCUUGAGAAAUCUGUGAUGUGAACAUUCUUUGUUAGAUACCUCAGUGUAGUACUAAUUAUCCUUGAUUAGCAUUGUUGGAAGUCUUUAUUCUCAUCACUCCCCAGAGAUUACUGUGUUAUCAGUUGUGCAAUAAGGCUGUUUUUAUUCAUUUGGAUUAAGAGUUUAUAAUUGAAUCAAUACUCUUUAUUACACUUAAAGAGUGGUAUUGUGUAAUUAAGCUCAGAUUUUGUUCAAAAAAUUGAGAAAUUUCCACCUUGAAUCUCUGUAGCCUUUGACAAGUGAGGAAAUCAAGGGUCAGAAAGGUGAAGGAAUCCAUUAUAGACCUAGACCAGAACAGGAUCAGUCACAAUACAUUCCCGAAUGAAGCCUUUGCACCAUGCACUAUGGCAACACAUUCUAGUUACCUG
Molecule: messenger RNA, 3102 nt
Organism: Ailuropoda melanoleuca (giant panda)
Lineage: Eukaryota; Metazoa; Chordata; Mammalia; Carnivora; Ursidae
Gene: PRSS12
Product: serine protease 12
Exons: 11
Coding region: 147-2555 (802 amino acids)
Biological process (GO): proteolysis
Cellular component (GO): membrane
Molecular function (GO): serine-type endopeptidase activity
Source: RefSeq, a predicted model, not a curated record